GGGAAUAAAACGACCUACGAUUGAGCUUGACCGAACAAGUCGAAAUUCGAAAGCCCAUAACCACACAGCACACUUUACUGUACUAACGUUACUCAACCUCAUCCGUUACCUUUAGUGCUCAAUCACCACUUUUGAACCCCGAGUUUCUGCCCAUCAAAGCUGGCUCAGAUGGCAGACAAGUACGUCAUCCGGGUGACGGCGGGCCCAGGCUACGACCUCGCCUCGCACGUCGAAGUGCCCGUCAACUCGGCCAAGCCCGUCCACAUCGCCAGCGACCGGAUCGAGGCCGACCUCAACGUGCGGGUGCAGAACUACAGGGGCCUACCCCGCAACGCGCCGAGCACCUCGCCUUACUUCGAGGCCGAGCCGCAUAAGUACAACGGCGAUCAGUAUUCAAUUGCGUUCAGGUUCCGCUUGAAGCGUCCUCCGCCUCCGCCUGCACCGGGGAAUGACGGAGAGGCUACGGUUGUGAGGGGAGAUGAUGAGGAUGAGGAGGAAAGGGGGACGCGCGGAGCGGAGGACGAUAACCAAGCAGAACAAGCAGAAGAAGAAGAACAAGAUGAUGAUGAUGAUGACGUGGACGGUGUCCCCGGCACAGACCUCCAAUUCGGCAAUGACUUCGACCACCCGAUCCGCAACCGGCUGCCGCCGGGCUUCGGCACGGCCAUGAACAUCGUCAAGUGGUGGAUCGACCCGGGGCUGGAAGGCGAUCCAUACGCCGACAAGCCCUAUCUCUACGGGCCGGCGCUCAGUUCGUUCAACACGGUGCACGUGGGCGAAGGGGAAGUUGACGAGGCCCGCGGCGGGCUGUGGUUUGACGAAGGCGGCGACGAAAGGGGGCUGGUCUGGCGGAGGGAGCUCGGCGCGCCCGACAACGCCAAGGCGCGCAUGAAGUGGGCGCUGAAGGCACCGAACAAGGAACGCUGGACGUGGGAGUACGGCAGGACGUACGGCGCCGAUUUCUUUAAUCCGUACGUCGACUUCAGCGAGUUUGCGCUGCGCUUGCCGGGGUUCAAUCUGCCCAUUAUGCGGUACUGGGAUGGCCAGGGCUUGAGGCACCACCGCAAGCGCUCACACCAGCUCAGAUAUGUACUCCGCAACCGCUCGACCGGGCAAGUCUAUCUUGUUGUGCUGUUCUCGCUGCACAUGGCGGAAGAUAUCAACGAGGAUGGCACGCUGAAGCCUGCGGCGCUGGAGGCUAUCGAGCAGGCAUCAGGGGGUAUGAAGGCGACGCCGCUUGAGCCGAGACCAGACAUCGAGCCAAAACCGGAUGGGGAGCAGGUUCCGGAGGAGGAGGCGUUGGAGGAAGCAAGGCGGAAGCUGUCCUGGGUGGACGUGAAUGCGGAAGACGACGUAGAUUAG
Molecule: messenger RNA, 1362 nt
Organism: Chaetomium strumarium
Lineage: Eukaryota; Fungi; Ascomycota; Sordariomycetes; Sordariales; Chaetomiaceae
Exons: 2
Coding region: 169-1362 (397 amino acids)
Source: RefSeq, a predicted model, not a curated record